GCAGCAACCUAAAAAUGGUUAAUUUCCCUCACAAGUCUUCAAUUCUAAUUCUUUCAGCUCCUCCGUCAGCAUCACUUCCUCUCUUAUAACUCAAUCUCUCUCUCUCUCUCUCUCUUGCCCAAACAAUUUCCAUGGCGUCCAUUCUAGUUCUGGUUCUUAUCUUCAUCUUCAACCUCAUCGCCUUCGCGCUCGCCAUCGCCGCCGAGCAACGACGGAGCAAGGCGAGAGUGGCGGCGGACGAGGAGGAUAAUUACACGUAUUGCGUGUAUGAUUCGGAUAUCGCCACCGGCUACGGCGUGGGUGCGCUGCUCUUCGUCGCCGUCAGUCAGGCGGUGGUUUCCGUUGCCAGCAAGUGCUUUUGCUGCGGCCGUGCGCUGCGCCCCGGCGGCCCUCGACUCUGCGCUCUGUUCCUAUUCCUCUUCUCCUGGGUGACGUUCGUCAUAGCGGAGUCGUGCUUGCUGGCGGGAUCGGUGGAGAACGCAUACCACACCAAGUACAGAACGAUGUUCGUGGACAACCCGCCGUCGUGCCAAACGCUGCGAAAGGGUGUGUUCGGCGCCGGCGCCGCCUUCGUGUUCUUCACCGCGCUUCUCUCGGAAAUGUACUACUUCGCGUUCUCCAAGGCGCGUGACUUCACCAUCGCCAAGGAGCCCUCCAUUGGCAUGAGCUCCCAUCCGUAGACCACAUCCAUCCAUCUUCUUCUUCUUCGCUAGCUUGAUCUGUUCUGUGUUCCUUUUUUGGCGGUUUCAUGGUUGCGGAUUUAUUGAAUGUUUGAGAUAUUGGUGGGUGGGUAACUUCAUUGAUUAUAUUAGUUUUGGCUGAAAUUUUUUGAGUUAGAUUUAGGCCCAUUUGGGGCAGCUUAUCGUUUGGAAAACACAUUUCUACAGUUUAUCUGAAAAUGCGGUUGGAUUUUUACACUAAACAUAGGUCGCGGGUCGCAUUUGAGGAUAAGCUGCUUAUCUGGAUAAGCACAAACUGUCCCAAACACAAAAUUAGUUAAUGUAAUUGGCUUGUUUGGAGGAGCUUUAUUGUUCAGGGAAGCAUGUUUAAAAGUCAUGUUUGUGGAACGGCUACUGCCUUCUAGGAUCUGAAACCCAAAAAAUUGUGAUUCUAUUGAAAUAAAUUCAAAUGUUGUUGCUUUACUGAAAUCCACGCAUCAAGUUCACUACAAUG
Phalaenopsis equestris is the source of this 1173-nucleotide messenger RNA. RefSeq lists its product as uncharacterized. The transcript has 3 exons. The coding region runs from base 132 to 680 and encodes 182 amino acids. NCBI's taxonomy places the organism in Eukaryota, Viridiplantae, Streptophyta, Magnoliopsida, Asparagales, Orchidaceae. The record is from RefSeq and is a predicted model, not a curated record.